GCACACGGCAACUUGUGGAACGAUAAUACACGUGAAAGUUGUAAUUAUAUACAGACUAUCAGCUUUAAUUCUGGCUAGCGUAUUGAUUUAUCGUGAGAGCCGACGUACGGCAGCCGAGCUUGGCUAGCUGUCAUAUUGAGUUGUGUUCGAGCAGACUUUGACUGAUUGGUAUAUCUUUGUCUUGGACUGUCACAAUGUAUUAAAAUACACUUUGUCAGGUACUCAACGACUUUAAUCUUCAUAUUCUACAUUUGAAUAAUGUUAAGAAUACAUUAGCGAUUCAUCUGUAAAAUCCAGUUAUGAAAGGGAACUAGACAUUGUAGCUCGCGCUUAGACUACUUAUGUAGUAUAGCCACGUCAACAGAAAUUGAUCGUAAUUUAUGAUCGAAGCCAAGAUAGUUGUACAGUCUUAUAGAUGAUACAGCUAUUUCAUGAUUGUCAUGGUCAAUUGUACGUUCCAGGCGCGAACAGCAAAAUGGUAUACCCGAUUCUGACAUUUAUAGCUGUUUAUACGUAGCCUAUAUGGCCAUAUAGCCUCUUAUAGUGUUUUGGAAAUUCCAAACAUGCAUGCAUAAUUCUCUGGCAACACGUCCUGAAAUUUAUAAAUUAGCGACAAAUGAUUGACGUUUGCACUGUAAAAAGCUGCCCUAUUACUAAUGAACCAUUUGCAUUAUAGACUAAAUUUUGAUCUAGACAAAAAUUUCAUCACAGCUUGAAAGAGCAUCACAAAAUCAGUAGUAAUAUUCCAAAUUUCGUUGCGAAAUGUUGUAAAAUGCGGAUAAUAUACAUUGCGAAGUUUGCCUUUUUCCAGUCAUUUUGUAUUACGCACGGGAAAUUGACAGCCCAAUCGGGUGUUGGGGCAUCAAUUUCCCGUUUGUAAUACAAAAUGACUGAAAAUUGCAAAUUUCGCAAGGCGUAUAUUAUUCGCAUUUUACAACAUUUCGCAACGAAACUUUGCAAUAUUACAGUAAUUUUGUCUACACUUGUUUAGAUCAAAAUUUGGUCUAUAAUGCAAAUGCGUCCAUUGAUUUGACGAAAACACUUCUCCAUUCAAGUCUGAAUAAGCCUAAAGCCGGAUCAAACGAGGACGAGAGUUAAUGAAAGUUUCAACUCUCGCUUGCGUUUGACCCCCAACUUGAGGCCCGACUUGAGGCCGGGCCCGGUUUAGAACGCAAACUUAAUUUUCAUGCACCGAACCUAAUAAUUAUUAUAACGAUUAAAUAAGACUGAAAAGUGGCGUCUGAAUCAAUUAAAUUCGGCAAGUUUUGCUUAGGUUUGCUAACGGCACGAAAUAUGGCAAUUCAUCGUAUUAUCCGACACAGAUUCGACGUGGGUUUAUACGCUGUGCUUUUCAUGCGCCGAACCUAUAAUGCAUACUUUCUUAAUUAAUUAACAUAUAUUAUCAUAUGAUCAUAAUGUAUUAGCAAUUUAGCGGUAAAAAAUUUCUGAUACAGUUUACUCACGGUACAAUUAAGUACUGUUUUGGCACGGUACAAUUAAGUCACCAACCCUCAUGCAACUCUUGAGUUGUUCUCGUUUCAUCGCGACACGAGAGUUGAGAAAUCUGUCGUGCAAAACAUCGCUUCUUAACUCCUAUCAACCAUCAUUCUCCUUUGAUCAGGCCUUAAUUAGAACUACACAUACGACAGUUUGCUUUACCAAACGGGUAAAUAUAGAAAUAAUUGAGUACUAUAGAAAUUAUAUAUAUAUAUAUAUAUAUAUAUAUAUAUAUAUAUAUAUAUAUAUAUAUAUAUAUAAUUAAUUCUUGUUGUCCGUAAUUGAACGAAGAGUGCUCUAUACCAAUUAAUAUACGAUAGAGCUUAAAUAAUUCUUUAAUCUUAAAAUAUAUAUAUAUAUAUAUAUAUAUUUUAUAUAUUUUAAGAUAAAAUAAAUAUAUAUAUAUAUAUAUAUAUAUAUAUAUAUAUAUAUAUAUAUAUAUAUAUAUAUAUAUAUAUAUAUAUAUAUAUAUAUAUAUAUAUAUAUAUAUAUAUAUAUAUUCACCACUUGGCAGUUGGAGGGUGUUUGUGAGCAGGUUUCCCCCCAAAUGUUUGAAACUACUGCAGUACGGAGUGGAGAAUUAUGAGUAUUACAUUUGCAUUUGGGGCAGCGAACAAUAUCAAAUUCUUUCUCUCUAAUUUUACCUCAAUCUGUUCUGUUUCCCCAUUGUGUUUGCACCCGUUGCACCACUGUGUUUCGUUAUGACAUCGGAAACCUUGAAUCCCCCUAUAUUGUAGAGCAACAUAAAAAAGCAUACAGGUUCUAUCGAAUCGGGUCAGCUUGAUCGCAUUGUAAUAUCACAUGAGAGGUGCUUUGCACGAACGUUGGUUGUCUACAAUAUUUCCUGCCAUGAGCAGAAUGGCAGUGUCACGUCUUAAAAAUAGUGAAAUUGGUAUAAUUUUCGUCAGGCAUUUCAAAUUCUUAGAAAGCUUCGGAUUGAUAAGGAUACAGCCACCUGAAAAAUACAAGGAGAUCUUCGACGUUUCGAGCGAAGACCCUUCGUCGUGAAACACCGCAUUGUUAUUUAGAAUUUAGAUUGCUGUAUUUUUUUGAAAAUUAUCUAAUUUCAACUUUACAGAUGGAUUACUAUCAUGACAAUAAUGACAAGUCGGAAAUUUCUAAUAAUCUGAAGGAAAUGGUAUGUUUUACAUCCUUUUGGAAACAGAGUCACAGAAUCCUGAAGAUUUGACUACAAAUGUCAUGCAAUUUGACUGUAUACGAUGAGGAAUCUCUUCUGAGACCGUUUUAUCUUACUUUCAAAUUAAUUUUUAGAUUCACAACAAGGUGGUUUCAAAUAUCAACAUCAAGUCGUUCUUUUCUGAUCAACUUACGGAAGAUCACCUCACUCCUUUGUCCAAGGUACUGUUACUGUAUUACAAUUACGAGGGGAACAAGGUGAGAGCGCUCGUUCAGUAGUUCAUAUAGGAAGAGUAGAAUCAUACAAUUUAACCAAAUGGACAUCUACCUUUCUAGAGGGUCCUGAUGAGGCAGUCUAGAUCACAUUGUCGAGCAUUUUUUUCAUACCAAAUCCCCUUUUCAACUGCAAACAUCCCUGCUUCACUUGUGUUUCGACUUUUAAAACACAAUAUUCCGCUUCCAAUACCUGUAUAACCUUCUUUGGAAAUAACGUCACGAAAUAUAAGUUUUAAUGUCUAUAAACGCCUGUCAUUUUCUGUCACAUACUGAUCUGGAACCGGAAAAACGACAGAAAGCAGUCUUCCAGGACAUUGUUAACAAACUCUCAAUCAUCAUUGAAAACUGUGAAAUUUCUUACCAAAGCAACAGACACUAUCUUUAUAGCACGCCAUUCCGGGGGUCACGACGCCAUCUUGCCAAGUAGGGCAAACUUAUUAGUGAAUACAAAGAAAUUCCUGGUAAAUCCCUAUAGGUAAAUUUGCUUGCGGGGCAGCACAAUAGUUAAAAACAAUACUUUCAAGAUGGCGACGCGAACCCCGAAAUGCCGUAUGUUAUACCGGUUUUUCCGUUCAAUUUUUAUGUCGGUCAUGCAUUCCCAGUCCCUUGGUAAAUCGCAGUUCCCAUUUUACACUUUGGGGAUCCUCUUUAUACCACCAUGCUAGAAAUACAUGCAUGCAAGAACCCCUCGCCUAUAUUUUCCAAACAUUUAUUUAACAUGAAGUAUUAGUAAUUGAUCAACACGGAACGUAGUCUUGCUUUCACGUCAGUGUUGCCAACUUGCCAUGACAACACGAUACUUUUAAUAUUUAUUAUAUUUUUUGUACAACACGCUAAAAAUAGUUGAAAGAUUAUUGCUUUUAACUGUAUAAUAAUGAAUUUCUGAAAUAUAUACUGUAUAUAAAUAUGUUGUACUGCAUUUUGUGAGCUUUCACUUAAUAGAUAGCUUAAGAUCUACGACGUCGAUGUCAGCUAGGACGUCAGGGCUAUGCAGAGGACUGGGACUAGGAUGUCGUCUUAAUGUAGUCCCAGUCCUCUGCUUAGCCCUGACGUCCUAGCUAACGUCGACGUCGUAGAUCUUAAGCUAUCUAAUGUAAAAUUUAAACUGUAUCGCUUCGUAAAAUGUUGUGAAAUGUUCAUUUUAAAUUUUAAUAACUAAACCUUUUCCCCAUAAACUGUUUUCACUUAAUAAAACAAAAUAAAAAAACAAACAAAAAAACAAAAUAAAAAACAAAUUGUUGAGUAAUUUUAGUUCGGUUUUCAAAUGAAUUUGCUCUCCUUCACAUUUUGAGUAAUUUAGCAAACUUACAGCUUCAUUGAAACAUGAACAUUCAAACUUGCCCUUUAUAUUCACGAUUUCCCAUAGUAAAUAAAUUCUUCUCAUUUCUUCAAACAAAAAUUGCUUCAAAGUUCAUUGUGUGAAACGUGAUUUUCCAAACAUAUGCUUUUGAAAAUUGAAAUCUUGCUUAUCUCACUCCUGACAAACAGCCAUAUUUUUGAGAUCAGUGAGCAUGGGCGUACGGGAAGGAAAAAAUAAGGGGGGCGGAAAGAAAUUUGGCCGAAUUUUUCGGAUUGUACCCGAGUUGUCAAAAAAAAAUUUCCGGAGAAACUUUCCAAAAUUGUUGUCGAGGGGGGGCAGGAGGAGUGAUUACGAAAAAUUUCUAUUAGAUAGAAUAUUUCCCACAAAAUUGACAGAAUUUCCCACAAAAUUGACAUAAUUUGUCCCAUUUAUUUUUAUAAUAAGCCAAUAUUGCCUAACUGUGAAGCGAAUAUUGCCCGCGCCCGGUACGCCUAUGUCAGUGAGGUUCACCCAUGAACUAUAGUCACGCGCCCGCGAUCAUUGAUAAACUUUAGACUUCGCUAAUGCUUUCCUUCCUACGGGUAUAAACACCCGGGCGGAAUUUGUACCGUCGGCUAACGCCCGGAACGGCGCUCCGCGUCGUUGGCUCGGGGACUAUCUUUAUAGACUUUUUCCCUAAUCAGACGAAAGGUCUUUAUUUGACAGAUUGCACUAAUACGCACAAGCUUAAAAUUGUAUUAUUCGCUACAUACACUAUACAACCUUGAACGGAUAAAUGGUAGAGACUACCUUAAAAAAAUAGCUAUUCCAUUAAUUUUUUCCAUAUACUUAGGCUGAGGAAUAUGCUCUAAAGAAAGUACGACGAAAGCUCAAAAACAAAGUAAGAGACUUUAUACCUAUUUUGAGGAAACUGAUAGGAAUAUUGAAAAUUGUCCGAUACGUACAUAUAUAAGGCCAAUCAAACAAGUCUUUUGUGUUCUCCGCCGCUAGCCAAGCUAGUGACAACUUAUGCGAAUAAGUAGACUCAUUAAAACUAUUCAAAUGAUCCCGCUUCUUUUACCUACUUACUUUCUGUACCAAAUCCUCAACUAAAAUAUGACCCGCUUCUCCACUUUUUCCCCUUGUCGUACAGCGGCUUCAAGGCUUUUCUAAAAUAAAGUUGGCAGCUAGCUUGAUCCAAAUUGGCCCAACUCUUCUGUUUGAUCUUCUAGCAAAGUCUCGUGACAGUAAAUUAGCUCCUGAAACAGCUCCUAAAUAAAACAAUUCUCGUUGAUAUAUUUUAUCUUGUUUUGAAAGAUAUCCGCUCAAGAAAGUAGAAAAAGAAAAAAAUAUCAUUUAGAAAAUCUAGAGAAAAGGUAAGCCACUAGUACUAGGCAAACUCCGAAAGCACAAACGGCGUGAGAGCGGGAGGAAAGCCUGGAGCUACGGGAGAGGGGGGUGUGACACCCCCAGAAAUUUUAUUCGAAGCCUCAGUCGGCAGGACGGCUAUUGUAGUCGGCAGACAAAAAUUGUUUUGACGAAUAAGACUACUACCGAUUUGAUUAUCACGUGUUAUAUAAGAAUUCGAAAUGGCAAUUUUGGUUACUCGGAAUUUACUCAGCAGGAUAAUCAUUAUAAUCGGUUUAUAGUAUAACAAGCCCAGAUUGACAGUUAAACCACAUAGCGAUACAAAAGAUCUUAAAUAAAGUAUAUGUUUGAUAGGUAGAACCGCUGAACACAAUAUAUUCCCGCCAAAAACUCACUUAUCAAAUAUGGCGAUUUAGAACAGGCUUCAUUUAGAGCAAAACGGGCGUCAUUUCAGGGACCGCGGAGCUGGGGGAGGGGGCUUAAUAAUUUUCCAUACAUAUGUGAUUUUUAUAAAUUAAGAACACUGAAAUCUUUCAGAUCAGUUAACAAUAUAUUUAUAACUUAUUUAGCCAAGUAUUCGGUCUAUUUCUAGUUAAAUUAAACAAACGACGGGUAAUAUUAGAGAGUCGUUUAUUAAGAAACUUUUUAACAGCAACUAGUAAUUAAGUUUGAUUACAUUUCCGGGGCUCUGGGAGAACUCAAAUUCCAAAUUUCUUAAUAUAAUCCACCAAAUCCCCCUUAAUCCACAAAUGGGUCCGCGGUCCCGGAAUUUAGUUGAGCUCCAUCGGAAAUUUUACAAGCUUCCAUGGCUAGCAUGUGGUCGGUACAAGCUCGUUCGUCAGUCGGUUGAAAUGACCUUACAUCCCCCUGAAGAAUUUCCUGAGGACGGCCCUGGGUGGAGGUGGGGGAUGGGGGCAGGGGCUUCAACCCCAGAAAAUUGAAGUUGGGCCAAUUUAAUUUUAAACUUAAAUUUUGAAAAAAUAUAAGGAAAUCAGGAAAUAUUUAGUCGAGCAAAAUGCAAAAUUUGGUAAAAUUUGUCUUUUUUCCCCAAUGUUUUCUGCAGUGAAAGUCGAUAAAGUUUUUUCCUACAAAGAUAUAUUGGUUUCUUCAUGGAAUGAGUGGUAUUACGCAUACCCUGUAGCAUGCUAAAAUGAAUUUUUAAUGUUUGUAGAGUUCACUUGUUGGGUUCUGAGAAUGAAAGUUUAAAAAAGAAAUUAGAAAAGCAAAAUCAAUCGUUGAGGUAAUUAUCAGUGGCAUCGAUAGCUGAGAUUGCUGCUUUUGUAUGAGCGGCAUGUGAAACUCUCUGGCAUUAUACGGACAAUAAAAAGCAUGUCACGGACGAUUUCCAAUGAAGGUUAUGACGAAUAGGUUGUAUUUACCAUACACAAUAUUUUAACCAUUAAAUAGUACGCCCAAAAAGGUUAUUGUUACUAUGCGUAGGCAAUUCGCAAAGGGGCUGCUGGGAAAAGUUCGCGAGUCCUUCCAUUCGUGAGUUUCUUCAGUUCGUUGUUUAAUUAACUACUUUAAAAAUACCGCGGUCAAACGUAAAGCGCAUGCGCAAGUAUACUGAAAUUGCGAGCCAAAAUUAUAGGAGUAAAUAUACGGACAAAGAAAAGCGUUUACCCUAAAACGGUUGAAUGUAUAAGGUAGAGAAUCUCACCGCUUUUUCGUUGUGUCAGGACGACGAUAUGCUAUAUAGCUUCGUGAUUUCAUGCUAUAUCCAGUCUUACAAGUGGAAGUAAUGUUCAUUUGCAAGCAAUAAUUUAGCUACAUACUGUACAUGUUCAUUUCCCACUGAUUUACCCUGUUUUUUUUUACAAAUAACCAGUCCAAGAAGAAGAUCAGAUUUUGUACCUGAUCAAUUAGUAUGGAUGUAAGAUUCGCAAUCGAUUUGAUCUUUCAUUUUGACGUUUCUCUUAGGCCUACUCUGGACCGGUAAAUCGCCUUAAAUCGCUGCGAUAUAAUGCGAUUUUGGGCGAUUUUAGGCGAUUUAAGGAAAAACUGGGACUUUCAAGCACUGCGAUUUAAUGCGAAGUAGUACAUACGCGGACCGUUUACCGAGUUUACUACAUACACGGUGGACGUAUAUAGGCAAGUAAAAGUUUCUGGUGGAGCAUGCCUCCAUGCGGGUCCCGUGCUUUUGGCGCUUGGUACAUGUGCCUUCACAUUAUCGUCCUUAAGCACACUGCGAAGAGCAACGUAGCCUGAAGAUGUGCGUGGAUGGUGUCUUCGACGCUACCCCUGUGGUCGCUCAUAAACUUUUUUUAGUUUCCCAGCAUGUUUACACUCUUUCGUUAACACACACUUUUUUGCCGAGCAAAGCGACCGCACAGCUCUCUAAAGUUUAGACCAAGUUACUCUCUUGGCGAGAACAUACGACUCGCCAACAAUUUGCGACUUAUGACAUGUAUGCCCCUUCAAGCUAUUUUACUUUAUUUAACUAGAUCUUUAACAUUUCAAUUGAGCAAGCUGAAAUCAAUUGGAGCUCGAGAAAAAUCCAUCAGUUACCAAAAUCAAGGGACUCAGACAGGAACCUGCUUAAAAUGGUUUGUAGAUUUGGUCAUGGUACUGUAAUCUAAGUUUCAUACAAUGUAGCUUCUACGGUUGAGAGCUCUUUUUCGAGCUUAAACUUCCACAUUCCCGAGGGUCAUUUGGAAAAAUGAGCAAAAAGUUGAUGUUGCGAAAUAGCGCGAAAUUACAUGUAAAACAAUUAAAACUGAAAAUUACGUAUUUCACAUCACAUUUUGAAAUAUAUUUUGAAAUCGUGUUGAACAGAAACGGGCAUACAGAAGGGGGACGCUUAGGGGGAUUCCACGGUGUUUGAAAAAAUAAUCACACCAUGUUAUGAGGGGGAGGUGUAUCAGAAAGGACUGUCACAUGAUGGAAAGAUGAGAAUUUGUGUAGUCGAGGCCACGAAAAUGAUAAGUUAAAACUGACAUGAAGUAUUUUCAUACCCUGAAUACGAUGAGGUGAACGCUGUUAUCAGUGGCGGAUUACCCAGGAGGUUGAGUAGGCUGAAGCCUACAGGAGCGGGCUUUCAAGAAGUCUGUGAUUUUCAGAUAAUGUACUUUUUAUUAGAAGUAUUAUUUUUCUUGUCCUUAAUUAGAAAUGAGAUGUUGAUACUGCAUGUUAAUCCAAAGCAUAUGAGUUCCUCGGUUUUCAUGAGUCGUGAGAAUCACCGUUACAACUUACACAAAGUUUAACUGCGCUACGUUAAAACUGCUAUAAUUAGUGGAUAUUUCCACUGAUCUUCUUAAUUUUAUAAAAGUAAAGGAACGGGAGGAGCAGAAAAGUUGAUAAGAGGCUGAACUUAAGUGGGUUCCAAAUGUUCAGAAAUUCAUGAGCUCUGCUGCAUGUACACCUUCGUUAUCAUUGCCUAAGUCAGCAGAACUUGCGUGGAAAUGUCAUCCCCAAGGCCCACGAAUCUUUCCUAGCCUACAGGACCUUUAAGUUUCAAUCCACCACUGGCUUACACAAACUCCCCAAAGUUCAAUUAAAAAAACCCAGCACAAGUUCUAGUCCGUUGUGAUAUAUAAAAAUAAAAUAAAACACUUAUUGAUAAGAAGAAAUGUAGUAAUUAAUGCAAAUAGCAUCGCUAUAAGAAAAAUAAAAGUUAAUCUAACACAUGCUCUCAUUUGUUUGCAGUUGGGGGGAUGGGGGUUGCUCAGAGUCAUGUGAAGAGGAACGAGCCUCCGAUCAAAUAAAUCGCGAAUCUCAAUUCCGUCAUACUUGAUUAGUUUUACAAUCACAACCUCGCAUGUGAUUUGUAAAAUGUGUCAAACCGCUUAGGCAGAUAAAGAUGUUCAGUAGCUAAUUAUAGCAAAUUACAAUAAUGUUCAUUUGCAGGCAAUAAUUUAGCUACAUACCGUACAUGUUCAUUUGCCACUGAUUUAAAGUUUGUUUUACAAUAUCUUAUGUAAUAUUUGAAUAACCUACGCUAAUAUUUUCUAGUUAUCUUCAAAAGCAGCCGGAAAAAGAAGUUUCAGGAGAUUUCAAAGUCCAGUCUGGUAAAAAUGGUCGAAUAGCUGUACAAUCAGAUUUCAUGGAAAAUUAUCGAACACCUUGCAGUAUUCGCAGCGAGUACACUGAUUUCAACAGCAUUUUACAUUCCCGUAGUCUUCGUGACCGAGCCUGACAUGAUGGAUCUGUCAGUGUGUACCUUGAAUCCUUGAUCUGUACAAUCCAGACCAUUUCGGAUGGUGGAAUUACAGGAGCAUAGUAUUUUACACGCAUGGUCUCGACUUCAGACCUCAACAGAAAUCAAACAGAAAGUAAAGUCGAAGAUCUGCGUUUAUAGCUAAUGCUACCAAUCGGUAAUUAUGCAAAUGGUCAAUAACAGUUGAGCUCAAUGCUUAAGGACAGUGUUAAGUGCAAGGCGCCGUUCAUUAUUUAUACCUUAGGUUCAUGGGGUGGGAGAUUUUUAAAUCAUAUAAAAAAAUGGGACUCCCGUUAUGAUGUGCUCAACAAUGAAGAUCUCUCUUAAAUACACUGUAUUUAGAGUAUACCCCCAGUUCUAAUCUUCAUUUAUGCAACUUUCUGACCACGUAGAAAGCACAUUUUCCAACAUGCAUUAUAAGCGCUAGAACGUUUGUUUGCAUCAAUAAAUAACUUUCGUAUAUGACCAUGACAAAAAUUUCUCAUUCGCCACAAGUUUUUGUUUGCGAACAAUCUUCGUCCCACAUAAGCAGGCCACUCCCCCUCGCAGGACAAGGUAAAAAUUAUAUGACCCUCCCCUACCCCCAUUUUCACUACCUCAUUCUAGGGAAUAAAUAAUGGACGUCACUAAAUAAAUAUUAAUUCUGUGCAAAAGCGCACAUAAUAGUUUAAUAUUAUAGUUUGUGCAAUAAUUAGUGUCAUGGGAGUCAUGUUAUACGUCCUUGUAAAAAGCACAGCACUGUGUAAUGUUGUCGCCUUAAAAAGUUUAUAUUAAAAUAAAGAAUUAAAAAAAAACAUUUCCUAUAACGAACAUUCCACGGACUAUCCAAGACUAAUCUAUUACCGAGAAGUACCUGAGGCCAUUGUGCGUUUACACUACAAUCUUGGACAUAACAAUCAAAAUAAGAUCUUGGACGUAAAUAUCAGAAUUCCGUUGAUAAUCGUUGUUUUAAUCCUGGGAUUUGGAUUGCUUUAAACGUGUUUAACUACGACUAUAUAGGCCUUAAUAGACCAAUACGUAAUUUCGACUGCAUGCGUCCAAAAUGGAGUUGAACUACUAUAAUAAUUUACCAUAUACCUGAGACAGGGAGAAUUAGAAUAUGCGUAUCAAGGCGCCUAACUGCUUAAUUACAUUUGAAUAUGCAAAAAGUGCUAAAAAUAACCAAUCAGUGUCCUCACAGUUGACCCGUUUUAAAUUAGAAAAUGAAUCCUUUAGGUGUACCUUCCCGCUAUUAUUUUGCUAAACACAGAAGAUAAUAUAUGCUGG
Messenger RNA from Paramuricea clavata, 10979 nucleotides. The record is from the annotation of a GenBank genome assembly. Lineage: Eukaryota; Metazoa; Cnidaria; Anthozoa; Malacalcyonacea; Plexauridae.